AUGGCAGAGCUCCAAGAUACCCGGAACGGCCUGCGUGGUCUGUAUCAAGAUCUUUGCGCUCUUUCGGAUUGUCAACUGUCCAACCUCGAUCGCUUGUGUAUCGAAUUAGAAACCCAUAUUCGAGACUUCCGCAAACUCCUAGACAAGCCAGCAAAGAACAAUGCCAGUCGUCAAGCUGUGCUGUCGGGAAAGAUCACCGUGGCCGACGUUGACUACUCGGUGAACCAAGAUUUCCAACAAGGAGUGUUACAACUUGCGGAUGCCCUCGACAUCGACGAAUUGGAAGCUGCGGCUAUGUUUUUGGUCGCUCAGGAAGAUUCUCAAUUGCUGGACAGGCCUCCGCUGAUCGCUGCGAUUAUAAGCUUCCACGAACGCCGCCUGUUUACCCUCGAGUCUCUACGUCUCUUGUUCCGCGAAUCGCAAGAUUAUGAACACGAAUCGGCCCAAGAGAUGACGCGCGAUGCACUGGCUCAUGUUCUUGACAUCAAGAACGGCAAUCUGCGCAACGCUUCCCUCUUCGCACGAAAAGCCCUGACUUCAAUGGCCGACAUAGAGAAAUGGCUGUCGCUUCUUGGAGAUCAAGUUCAGAAGGCCUCAGUGGUUGGUCAGGAGGAUGAUCGUGACAUCAUGGAAGCUAUUGAAUAUCAACGCGUCAGUCUGCAGCAACAGCAUGAGUCCCUUGGGGCGAUUCUAUACUAUAUGUUCAAAGGCACAUACACGAGCAGCGAAGACUUCCGCGUACUUGUGAGUCAGUUGAAGAAUCUGGAUCGCUUCGACGGGCUCUUGUUUCACUACAUCCCAGUCGCAAUCAGUUCUUUUGUACAACACGGUUCUCCCGAGGGUUCGGGAUCCGAGAAGGAAGCCCGAGACCUGCAUAAAUUGAUCAAGGAUGGUCAAGGCUGGAAGUUGUCAAAUUUCCACGCCGCCUUUGUUGCUCUGUGGCUCUCGGUAUACAGUGCAUGGUACUUUGACGGACUUUCCUCGCCCUCUGUCGAUGAACAAAAGGAAUCCGAAGAGCGUGCGAGCUUGUUCAUGUCUUCCCUCGAUGAUGGUGCUCUUGACUUCAUGCUUGCAAUCUGCUCGAGCGUCAAUACCGAGGAGUGGGCGGAUCCCGCGCGCAGCGAACUUGUGACACUGCUGCUCAGGGAGAGUGUCGUAUCAUUGCCCGACCCGGAGCCAUGCUCCCCCUUCAUGAAAGAGUUGUUGAUGGAGAACUUUGAGGUUUUUGUGGAAUCAUGUAUCGCAAAUAUGCCUGAUGCGGUCCGACGGUUGAAAUCGGAAGAGGACACACAACGACUAGACCAGAUUACUGCACUUAGAGAUGGCCUUAGUUCCAACCUCCACCGUGGCUUGGUAGAGGCGCGAACUCAUCUCGAAUCUCUUCUUAUGAUCAUUUCGUUUGCCUUUGAACACCGAGAAGAUGCGGCUCAGGGAUUUUGGGCUGAUCCUGAUGGUAAUCUUUAUGGGUUCCUUCAGUGGGCGUCCAAGAGGCAGACUGUUCCUCGCGUCAGCGCUUUCUGCGAAAUGCUAUGCUCAAUCUCCGAAGGUGAAGAAAAUGCAGCCGCGGCGCAUCGGUUCCUAUCAGAAGAAGACAAAUUCAUGCCCUCUAAACUCAAACGAUCCACGACAAUGAAUUGGUCGCAAAUGUUCGCUGAAUUGAAACUUUACGCAUCGCGGGUUACCGAGAAGUCUUCCAAUGCAACAACCUCGCAAGGGAUACUGGGGAUGUUUCGGCCACGGAAACCGGAGCCGGCGGAAAUGAACGAGCCCGAAAGCCCUGUGAUGCUGACAUGCUAUCUUCGAUUAAUGGGUCAUCUGUGUAAACAGAGUGAACUUAUCCGAGAUUGGAUGCUCCAAAACGAAUCUUUCAAUGUAAUUAGCACCCUGUUGGAUCUGUGCAGUGGGCCGAUUCCGUCACAUCUUAGGGCAACGACUUUCUCAACACUCUCAGCGCUCAUGACCGGCAAACUUUCUCUCGUUGGGAAGGAAACAUGGACCCGUCUCGACGAUUGGUUAUCGGGAGGAAGCAUGAGUGCAUCGGGCAUUGGCAAGGUUCCUCUGGUCUCGAAUCCUGCCGUAUGGCACCAGCAACAAGCUUUGCAAAAGAUUGGACAGAGCUUUGAUCAGACGAAUGCGUUUAUCGUUCUUCUUAAUGCACUUGUUGAGCCCUCACCCGACUCAAUUGACGACCCCAUGUCACUUCCUUUCCCGGAUACCUUAGGUGGAACCUACCGUAUGUCUGGGAUAGAACCUUACAUUGACUUCAUUUUGGGUCAUGCGUUCUCAAGGAAGAUUCAAGACCUUAACGAAUAUCAAUCACGUCUUUUGAACUUCAACUGUUUGGGCUUUGUGGUGGCAAGCCUGAAGUCAUUCAAUGAAGACCUGGUCUUAGUUCUCAGUCAACCGUCCGUGUCCGAUUCUCCGACACAUACUUCCUCGUUGCUCACCUAUGUUCGAUCCCAUCCCUUCGCACGCGUGGUAGAUUGGCUUUUCAACGAAGAUGUGCUCAAGGCUUUGUUUGCAACCUCCAAACAGGAUGUUUCGAAAGUUGCCCUUGCAUCAUCCGAUUCUGUGCUGGUUCUGACCUUGCAUCGAAGUCUGGAGGUCAUGAACCUACUUCUAGACCUUCAGUCGACAUACUUCAACAUUGUUAAGCCGGUGGUGAACUCACAGCCCGUACCAUCUCGGACUGUUGUUGCCAACUCCUCACUCGCUUCAUUUGAGGAUACUGUAUUGAACAAUCUGACGCUCAUCCCGUCACUCUGCCUUUACUGUGGCACGGCGCAUGCGGCCCUUACUAUCAUAUCGAUGUCAUUACUCGAAAAACUCACCAGUUCUAGAAAGCUCAACAAGAUGAGUUCUCCAGAACUUAUCAAGUGGCAAUCAUCGAACAAGAUUGUGGAGGUACUUGCCUCUGAAGUUGACGUGGAUAGCAUCUCACGACCUCUUGUAACGCAAAUGGAGGUCGACGUGAGAGAACUCGAAUUUGGGACAGAUGCCGCUGGUUAUGUCAUCAAAGAAAGCCUUCUUGCCCUUUUGAACAGCUGCCUGGGAACGAUCACGGAUCGUCCGACAGUAGCCCAUCUACUGCUUGGCUUCGACUGUGUAGGCAAUAUUCUCGAUGUUUCAUCGGAAGGGCUAUUUGCGAAUCAGAGUUCCUUGUUGCAUGGCAUCAUUUACUUCCUGAAGAGUUAUCCCGAAAUUAUCGAUGGCGGCAUCGUAUCUUGGGCUGUGCAUCUCAAGCGUAUGGCUUUGGAGGUGCUGAAGCACCUGUGGUCGUCGAAGUUGGCAAGCUAUUACACUCUUGGUGAAAUGCGCGCUCACGCCUUCCUGCGUGACAUGUUCUCCUACCAACCCAUCAUUGGACCGAACACCUCCUGGGAUGGAUUCACUGUCGACAUGGAGGAGUUUUGGUUCACAGACGCGACGACAGCCUUGGCAGAAUUCCUGCUGUACCGGAGUCAUUUAUUCACAUAUGCGGCAAGUGAAGUCCGCUCGACGGCAACAGCUAGAUCACCAGCCCUACAUGCCGAGAUUCUGGCGGUCUUGCUGGGAAACACAGUUUCGGACAAUGGUGAACCACUUUCCAGUCCAUCUGUGUUUGAUCUUUUUGAUUUCGCAGAUCUCGAUGUUGGCCGCGACUUCAAUGUUCCCCAACUCUCUUUACUCGGUGAUGUUGUUCUCCAAUUGGAAGGCAAGCGGGAAGAGGGGGUAUACAGCAUGGAAGAGGUAGAAGAGUUGAUUCAGAUGCGCAGAGCAGGACUCGCGGCCAAUGGAGCACUCCGCACGGCAGACGAGGAGCGGUUGGCAGCAGAGACACUCGAGCUGAGACAAUUCAUUGUUGCAUCAAAUCAGGGCAAGGUUAUUCAAAUGAAUCGCUAUCACGCCCUCCGGUCCUGGGUGGAGCUCGUUGCUACGAUCAUCACUUGCUCUGCUAUCGAUGAAGGAAGCAGGCCGGCUUUCAUUCUGCAUUCGAUCCAGCUGGUUCUUCCCAAGCUCGCAACAGCAAUUGAGGCGGAUCUUCCCGAGGCGGUCGAGCUAGCUCGACUGGCUGAUUUGCUGGUCGGUAGACUUGGGACCGAAGCAUCGGCAAUAGAAGCAUCGCGAAGUGGAGAUGUUAUCGACGAAAAACUCCACCAGCUCUUCCAACUCUGCCUCCGAGGCAUCAACCUGGCGACGGGGAAUGUGCUGUUGAGAGAAACGCUUUACAGUAUUUGUUCCCACUACAUCACACGCAUCACGUCGUCAGCCACCAGCCACGAAAACCUCCGCGUGCUUAGUCAACGGGUCAUUAAAACGGCCGGCUCUGGGUUGAUUGAGGCGCUGUGCGAUGACGCCUAUACCGGCCAAGAGUCUUGCCGUGCAUCCGCUCUCGUGCUAUUGAAUUGUUUGUCUGUUUUAGAUCGACAAACAGAUUGUGUUCUGGCUGAGUCCAUCUCACGGUCAAACUAUCUGAGUCUCUUCCUCGACGCCUUGCGGUCUCUUCCUCUUGAACUCCAAAAUGCCCAGACAAAUGACACCCCAGCACUACUGGCAUACUAUGAGUUGCUCCUGUCGUUACUUCAGCGGCUAUCACAAACCAGGAACGGAGCAAACAGCGUGCUUAACUCGGGUCUAUUCCAAGCGGUUCAUGAAUCGCGGCUUUUCGCUGCUGAUCCAGACAUUGGCAUUGAUAUUGAAAACCCAGAUGCCCUUCAGAGAUACUACGACCUCCUUCUUUCAGUUCUUCGGGUCAUCGUCUAUGCCGUCUUCUCCCGAGGAAUCCAAAAUGAACAAAUCAAGGAGCACACUCGGAGAUUCUUGGCUGAGAACCGGCCAUGCAUGGUGGGCAUCUUCAAACGAUCUGCCAAGAUAGGAAAUACGUCAAAUGCCCAUCACGAAACUUUGUUGGACUUGGUCAAAGCAUUCAUGGCUCUCGUUAGCGCCACCGAUUUUAUGGAGUUUGAGGACCAGGAAGUCCAACAUAUCACUCGACCAGCAUUGUUCUCGUGA
Molecule: messenger RNA, 4992 nt
Organism: Penicillium bovifimosum
Lineage: Eukaryota; Fungi; Ascomycota; Eurotiomycetes; Eurotiales; Aspergillaceae
Product: nuclear pore complex Nup192/Nup205 family protein
Exons: 5
Coding region: 1-4992 (1663 amino acids)
Biological process (GO): nuclear pore organization
Cellular component (GO): nuclear pore; nuclear pore inner ring
Molecular function (GO): structural constituent of nuclear pore
Source: RefSeq, a predicted model, not a curated record